AUGAUUUCCCCACCUACCGAGCCUUUCUGCCAACAGCUGUCUUUCUCUUUCCUUUCCACAUUUUUCAUAGUCUUUCUCUUUCCUUUCCCGCAGUUUGUCUUUCUCUUUCCUUUCCAUGCAGUUUGUCCACCCGCAGUUUUUCAUAGUUUGUCUUUCUCUUUCCUUUCCCGCAGUUUGUCUUUCCUUUCCUUUCCCGCAGUUUUUCUUUCUCUUUCCUUUUCCAUAGUUUGUCUUUCUCUUUCCUUUCCACAUUUGUUUUCUCUUUCCUUUCCCGUUUGUCUUUCUCUUUCUCUUUCCCGCAGUUUGUCUUUCUCUUUCCUUUCCCGCAGUUUGUCUUUCUCUUUCCUUUCCCGCAGUUUGUCUUUCUCUUUCCUUUCCCGCAGUUUGUCUUUCUCUUUCCUUUCCCGUUUUGUCUUUGUCUUUCUUUCCUUUCCGCAGUUUGUCUUUUCUCUUUCCUUUCCCAUAGUUUGUCUUUCUCUUUCCUUUCCCGUCUUUGUCUUUCUCUUUCCUUUCCCGCAGUUUGUCUUUCUCUUUCCUUUCCCGCAGUUUGUCUUUCUCUUUCCUUUCCCGCAGUUUGUCUUUCUCUUUCCUUUCCCGCAGUUUGUCUUUCUCUUUCCUUUCCCGCAGUUUGUCUUUCUCUUUCCUUUCCCGCAGUUUGUCUUUCUUUUCCUUUCCCUUGUUUGUCUUUCUCUUUCCUUUCCUUUGUCCUUUCACAGUUUGUCUUUCUUUUUCCUUUCCCGCAUUUUUUCUUUCUCUUUCCUUUCCACGUUUGUCUUUUUUCUUUCCUUUUCCACAUUAAUGCUCUCUUUGUCUUUCUUUUCCACAAUUUCUUUGUUUUGUCUUUCUUUUUUCCGCUUUGUCAAUCUUUUUUUCUUUUCCCGUAGUUUGAUUAUUUUAUUCCUUUCUUUCUCUUUCCUUUCCCGCAUUUCUCCCUCAAAUUUUCAUCUUUUCUUCAAUGAUUUGUCUCCCUUCUCUUCUGUAUAUCUUCAUUCAUAUUUUUCAACUUCUUGUAUAUUUUUCCUUCAAUAUUGUUUUGCUUCAUCAUUUCUCUAUUCGUAUUUCUUUUCUUUGACAUUUCUUCUUUCAUAUUUUUUCUUAUCCUUUCACAUUUCACUCUUUCUUCAUCAGUGUUUUUGCCUUCCUUUUCUUCAAUUUUUUUCCUAUUUUCCUUUGGCAUUUCAUCUCACAUUCUUUCUUUUUAUUCUUUCAAAUUUUCCCUCUUUAUACACAUUUUUUUCUCUUUUUCUUCAAUGUUUCAUCUCCUUUUGCAUUUUUUCUUUCAUAUUUUUUCUUAUUCUUGUACACUUUUCUUUUUCCACAUUUUUCUUUCUUCUUCAAUGUUAUCUUUUUCUUUCCUAG
Acanthosepion pharaonis is the source of this 1359-nucleotide messenger RNA. NCBI's taxonomy places the organism in Eukaryota, Metazoa, Mollusca, Cephalopoda, Sepiida, Sepiidae. The record is from the annotation of a GenBank genome assembly.